UUCACGCAUUGUAAGAGGAGAGGAGCAACAGUGGCGUGUGUGGGAAGACAAUGACCAUGUAGCCUUUUUGACCCCCUUCCCUAACACACCUGGCAUUACAGUUUUGGUGCCAAGAAGACCACUAACAAGUGACAUCUUCCGUCUAGACAGGAGUGACUACACAGCAUUGGUCUUGGCAGCACAGAAGGUGGCUCAACUUGUACAAGAAGGGAUGGGUGCUCGAGGAGUGGCUCUAAUGUUUGAGGGGUUUGAAAUUGACUAUGCCCAUGCCAAGCUGAUUCCACUUGUCACAAAGCCUGGAGAUAUGCUGCCUGCAGUGCCCCUCGAGUUCUGUCCAAUCUACCCUGGAUAUCUAACUUCAGCAGAUGGUCGUCCAGCAUCUGCAGAGGCUCUGAAAGACAUUCACACCAAGAUGACAAAGACCACACCGUCUCGCACAUGGGAACAACCCCAAAGCCACUCCACAUUAGCCAUCAAGAGCCAGUGGUACCGCAAUCUUUUUCAGAUCCAAAAUACCCUGUUCCACAGCACAGUUGAGUACUUUAGUAACAAAUGCAAGUAUGCAUAUGCUCUUACACCCAUCACAACUGAUACAAUUUCAUCACCAAUGGGCCUGGGGUCAGACUCAGAGCCUGUGUUUGUCAAUAUACUAGGGCAAGAUGUGUAUUUAGCUGACUCCAUGCAAUUUGCGCUGGAAUAUGUCUUGCGUUUCCAGGAAGGACUUCCAGGGACAUAUUAUUUGUCUCCCAGUUUCAGAGGAGAGGAUCCUGAUGCCACCCAUCUGAAUCAGUUCUACCAUAUAGAGUGUGAGCUACUUGGUGACAUGGAUGAGGCUAUCAAAAUAGCAGAAGGUUUUGUGGCUCACAUGACUCAGGCAAUGUUAAGAAACCACUCCAAGAUCAUUGAGAGUUCCGCAGGAACACUGUCCCAUGUACAAGCCAUGCUAAAGCAGCUGGAGGAACCACUUCCGAGAGUGACUCUGGACCAGGCCAUUACAGUGUUGCCCUCUGCUGACUGUUUUGAAUGGGUACAAGAAGGGCAGCCACAGUUUGGGAGAAAGCUAACCCGCAAAGGAGAAAGAGUUCUGAUUGAAAAAUAUGGUGGCGCUGUUUGGUUGACUGAAAUGGAUCACCUUGGUGUGCCCUUCUACCAAGCUUAUGUUGAAGGCUCUGACAGAAAGAAAGCAAAGGCAGCUGAUCUGCUCUUGGGGUUGGGGGAGACAUUGGGGCUUGGGGAAAGACACUCUACCCCUGAGAUGGUACAAGAGGCCUUAAGACACCAUGCUGUACCAGAAGAAACAUACGAAUGGUACAUGAACAUGAGGCAAAUCAUACCUCUGUCUACAAGUGGAUGGGGUAUGGGCACAGAAAGAUACCUCUGCUGGCUGCUACAGCACAAUGAUGUGAGAGAUAUGCAGAUCAUUCCCAGGUUGAAGGGAAAGAAAUACAUGCCUUAAAAUACAGAAUUUCAUCAAAGCAACUUAUGAGUUUUGAAAACCUGAGGCCAUCUUGACAGCCAAAGGCA
This is a messenger RNA of Pygocentrus nattereri (red-bellied piranha), 1524 nucleotides long. Its product is annotated as asparagine--tRNA ligase-like. NCBI's taxonomy places the organism in Eukaryota, Metazoa, Chordata, Actinopteri, Characiformes, Serrasalmidae. The record is from RefSeq and is a predicted model, not a curated record. Gene Ontology annotation, molecular function: ATP binding; aminoacyl-tRNA ligase activity. Gene Ontology annotation, biological process: asparaginyl-tRNA aminoacylation. Bases 212 to 1456 code for a protein of 414 amino acids. The transcript has a single exon.